Messenger RNA from Carlito syrichta (Philippine tarsier), 10581 nucleotides. It is a transcript of the gene RYR2, whose product is annotated as ryanodine receptor 2. Gene Ontology annotation, molecular function: protein binding; ryanodine-sensitive calcium-release channel activity. Lineage: Eukaryota; Metazoa; Chordata; Mammalia; Primates; Tarsiidae. Gene Ontology annotation, cellular component: Z disc; sarcoplasmic reticulum membrane; smooth endoplasmic reticulum. Gene Ontology annotation, biological process: calcium ion transmembrane transport. The transcript is spliced from 73 exons. The record is from RefSeq and is a predicted model, not a curated record. The annotation marks the transcript as partial.
AUGGGGGAGUUGCUUAGGACUGUGUCGCUAGACCCCAGUGUUGCUGCUCCUGUUGGAAAAGGGCCUCAGAACCUGGAUGAUGAAGUGGUUCUGCAGUGUACAGCCACCAUCCACAAGGAACAGCAGAAACUAUGCUUGGCAGCAGAAGGAUUUGGCAACAGACUUUGUUUCUUGGAGUCUACUUCCAAUUCCAAGAAUGUCCCCCCAGACCUCUCCAUCUGCACCUUUGUCCUGGAACAGUCCCUGUCAGUCCGGGCCCUGCAGGAGAUGCUGGCUAACACCGUGGAGAAAUCAGAAGGGCAAGUUGAUGUGGAAAAAUGGAAAUUCAUGAUGAAGACCGCUCAAGGUGGUGGUCAUCGAACACUCCUCUAUGGACAUGCCAUAUUGCUACGCCAUUCCUACAGUGGCAUGUAUCUGUGCUGCCUGUCCACCUCCCGGUCUUCAACUGAUAAGCUGGCUUUUGAUGUCGGCUUGCAAGAGGACACCACAGGUGAGGCUUGUUGGUGGACCAUUCAUCCUGCCUCUAAGCAGCGAUCAGAAGGAGAAAAAGUCCGAGUGGGAGAUGACCUCAUCCUAGUUAGCGUGUCCUCUGAAAGGUACUUGCACUUGUCUUAUGGCAAUGGCAGCUUACACGUGGAUGCUGCUUUCCAGCAGACUCUCUGGAGCGUGGCCCCAAUCAGCUCAGGAAGUGAAGCAGCCCAAGGGUAUCUGAUUGGUGGUGAUGUCCUCAGGUUACUGCAUGGACAUAUGGACGAAUGUCUCACUGUCCCUUCAGGAGAACAUGGUGAAGAGCAACGAAGAACUGUUCAUUAUGAAGGCGGUGCCGUAUCUGUUCAUGCACGUUCCCUUUGGAGACUGGAGACACUAAGAGUUGCAUGGAGUGGAAGCCACAUAAGAUGGGGCCAGCCGUUCCGACUACGCCACGUCACAACGGGGAAAUACUUGAGUCUCAUGGAAGACAAAAACCUUCUACUCAUGGAUAAAGAGAAAGCUGAUGUAAAAUCAACCGCAUUUACAUUCCGGUCUUCCAAGGAAAAAUUGGAUGUAGGCGUGAGAAAAGAAAUUGAUGGCAUGGGAACAUCUGAAAUAAAAUACGGAGACUCAGUUUGCUAUAUACAACAUGUAGAUACAGGCCUGUGGCUUACUUACCAGUCGGUGGAUGUGAAAUCUGUGAGAAUGGGAUCUAUACAACGUAAGGCUAUUAUGCACCAUGAAGGCCACAUGGAUGAUGGCAUAAACUUAUCUAGAUCUCAGCAUGAAGAAUCACGCACAGCACGAGUCAUCCGAAGCACAGUCUUCCUUUUCAAUAGAUUCAUAAGAGGCCUUGAUGCUCUGAGCAAGAAAGCAAAGGCUUCCACAGUAGAUCUGCCUAUAGAGUCCGUAAGUCUGAGUCUGAGGGAUCUGAUUGGCUAUUUCCACCCCCCUGAUGAGCAUUUAGAACAUGAAGACAAACAGAACAGACUACGUGCCCUGAAGAAUCGGCAAAAUCUCUUCCAGGAAGAGGGAAUGAUCAACCUCGUGCUGGAGUGCAUAGAUCGAUUGCAUGUCUAUAGCAGCGCAGCGCACUUUGCUGAUGUCGCUGGGCGAGAGGCAGGGGAAUCUUGGAAGUCCAUUCUGAAUUCUCUGUAUGAGUUGCUGGCGGCUCUAAUUAGAGGAAAUCGUAAAAACUGUGCUCAAUUUUCUGGCUCCCUGGACUGGUUGAUCAGCAGAUUGGAAAGACUCGAAGCUUCUUCUGGUAUUCUUGAAGUUUUACACUGUGUGUUGGUAGAAAGCCCAGAAGCUCUAAAUAUUAUUAAAGAAGGACAUAUCAAAUCCAUUAUUUCACUUUUAGACAAGCACGGAAGAAAUCACAAGGUUCUGGACGUCUUGUGCUCACUCUGUGUUUGCCAUGGGGUUGCAGUCCGUUCUAACCAGCAUCUCAUCUGUGACAAUCUCCUUCCAGGAAGAGAUCUGUUAUUGCAGACACGUCUUGUCAACCAUGUUAGCAGCAUGAGGCCCAAUAUUUUUCUGGGUGUCAGUGAGGGUUCUGCUCAGUAUAAAAAAUGGUACUAUGAAUUGAUGGUGGACCACACAGAGCCGUUUGUGACAGCUGAAGCAACUCACCUGCGCGUGGGCUGGGCUUCCACUGAAGGCUAUUCUCCCUACCCUGGAGGGGGCGAAGAGUGGGGUGGAAAUGGUGUUGGAGAUGAUCUCUUCUCCUAUGGAUUUGAUGGACUUCACCUCUGGUCAGGUUGUAUCGCUCGUACUGUAAGCUCACCAAACCAACAUCUGUUGAGAACUGAUGAUGUCAUUAGUUGCUGUUUAGAUCUAAGUGCCCCAAGCAUCUCAUUUCGAAUUAAUGGACAGCCUGUUCAAGGAAUGUUUGAGAAUUUCAACAUCGAUGGGCUCUUCUUUCCAGUUGUUAGUUUUUCUGCAGGAAUAAAGGUACGCUUUCUACUUGGGGGGCGACAUGGAGAAUUCAAAUUUCUUCCUCCCCCCGGGUAUGCUCCUUGUUAUGAAGCCGUUCUGCCGAAAGAAAAAUUGAAAGUGGAACACAGCCGAGAGUACAAGCAAGAAAGGACUUACACACGAGACCUGCUGGGCCCUACCGUUUCCCUGACACAAGCCGCCUUCACACCAAUCCCCGUGGAUACCAGCCAGAUCGUGCUGCCUCCUCAUCUAGAAAGGAUAAGAGAGAAACUGGCAGAGAAUAUCCAUGAACUGUGGGUUAUGAAUAAAAUUGAACUUGGAUGGCAGUAUGGUCCGGUUAGAGACGACAAUAAGAGACAACACCCAUGUCUGGUGGAGUUCUCCAAGCUUCCUGAACAGGAACGCAAUUACAACUUACAAAUGUCACUUGAGACCCUGAAGACUUUGUUGGCAUUAGGAUGUCAUGUGGGAAUAUCAGAUGAACAUGCUGAAGAAAAGGUGAAAAAAAUGAAGCUACCCAAGAAUUACCAACUGACAAGUGGCUACAAGCCUGCCCCUAUGGACCUGAGCUUUAUAAAACUCACCCCAUCUCAAGAAGCAAUGGUGGACAAGUUGGCAGAAAAUGCUCACAAUGUGUGGGCCCGGGAUCGAAUUCGGCAGGGCUGGACUUACGGUAUCCAACAGGAUGUAAAGAACAGAAGAAACCCUCGCCUUGUUCCCUACACUCUUCUGGAUGACCGAACCAAGAAAUCCAACAAGGACAGCCUCCGGGAGGCUGUGCGCACGCUGCUGGGUUAUGGUUACAACCUGGAAGCACCAGAUCAAGACCAUGCUGCCAGAGCCGAGGUGUGCAGUGGCACAGGGGAGCGGUUCCGAAUCUUCCGUGCUGAAAAGACCUACGCGGUGAAGGCGGGCCGCUGGUAUUUUGAAUUUGAAGCCGUCACUGCUGGAGACAUGAGAGUUGGAUGGAGCAGGCCAGGUUGUCAACCAGAUCAGGAGCUGGGCUCAGAUGAACGUGCUUUUGCUUUUGAUGGCUUCAAGGCCCAGCGGUGGCACCAGGGUAAUGAACACUAUGGGCGCUCUUGGCAAGCAGGCGACGUGGUGGGGUGUAUGGUUGACAUGAAUGAACACACCGUGAUGUUCACGCUGAACGGUGAAAUCCUUCUUGAUGAUUCAGGGUCAGAACUGGCUUUCAAGGACUUUGACGUUGGUGAUGGAUUCAUACCUGUAUGUAGCCUUGGAGUGGCUCAAGUGGGCAGAAUGAACUUUGGAAAGGAUGUCAGCACCUUGAAAUAUUUCACCAUCUGUGGCUUACAAGAGGGCUAUGAACCAUUUGCCGUUAACACAAACAGGGAUAUUACCAUGUGGCUGAGCAAGAGACUGCCUCAAUUUCUCCAAGUUCCAUCAAACCAUGAACAUAUUGAGGUGACCAGAAUAGAUGGCACCAUAGACAGUUCCCCAUGUUUGAAGGUCACCCAGAAGUCUUUUGGGUCUCAGAACAGCAGUACUGAUAUCAUGUUUUAUCGUCUGAGCAUGCCAAUUGAGUGCGCAGAAGUCUUCUCUAAGUCUGUGGCUGGAGGACUCCCUGGUGCCAGCCUCUUUGGGCCCAAGAAUGAUUUGGAGGAUUAUGACGCAGAUUCCGACUUUGAGGUUCUAAUGAAGACAGCUCAUGGCCAUCUGGUACCCGAUCGUGUUGACAAAGACAAAGAAGCUACUAAACCAGAGUUUAAUAACCACAAGGACUAUGCUCAGGAAAAGCCCUCUCGUCUGAAACAAAGAUUUUUGCUUAGAAGAACAAAGCCAGAUUACAGUACAAGCCAUUCUGCAAGACUCACUGAAGAUGUCCUUGCUGACGACCGGGAUGACUAUGAUUACUUGAUGCAGACAUCCACGUACUAUUACUCAGUGAGAAUCUUUCCUGGACAAGAACCUGCUAAUGUCUGGGUGGGCUGGAUUACAUCAGAUUUCCAUCAGUAUGAUACAGGCUUUGACUUGGACAGAGUUCGUACAGUAACAGUUACCCUAGGAGAUGAAAAAGGAAAAGUGCAUGAAAGCAUCAAACGCAGCAACUGCUAUAUGGUAUGUGCUGGUGAGAGCAUGAGCCCUGGGCAAGGACGCAACAAUAAUGGACUGGAGAUCGGCUGUGUGGUGGAUGCUGCCAGCGGGUUGCUCACGUUUAUUGCCAAUGGCAAGGAACUGAGCACAUACUAUCAGGUGGAGCCAAGUACAAAAUUAUUUCCUGCGGUAUUUGCACAAGCUACAAGUCCCAAUGUUUUCCAGUUUGAGUUGGGAAGAAUAAAGAAUGUGAUGCCUCUCUCGGCGGGAUUAUUCAAGAGUGAGCACAAAAACCCUGUGCCACAGUGUCCCCCGCGCCUCCACGUGCAGUUCCUGUCACAUGUCCUAUGGAGCAGAAUGCCCAACCAGUUUUUGAAGGUCGAUGUCUCUCGAAUAAGUGAACGCCAAGGCUGGCUGGUGCAGUGUUUGGAUCCUCUGCAGUUCAUGUCUCUUCAUAUCCCUGAGGAAAACAGAUCUGUUGACAUCUUAGAGUUGACAGAGCAGGAGGAAUUGCUGAAAUUUCACUAUCACACUCUCCGCCUCUACUCGGCCGUCUGUGCUCUUGGGAACCACCGGGUAGCCCAUGCCCUGUGCAGCCAUGUGGAUGAACCUCAGCUCCUCUAUGCCAUUGAGAACAAGUACAUGCCUGGUUUGCUGCGCACCGGCUACUACGACCUGCUGAUUGACAUCCACCUGAGUUCCUAUGCCACUGCCAGACUCAUGAUGAACAAUGAGUUCAUUGUACCCAUGACAGAGGAGACAAAGAGCAUCACCCUUUUCCCUGAUGAGAACAAGAAGCAUGGCCUCCCGGGGAUUGGCCUCAGCACUUCCCUCAGGCCACGGAUGCAGUUUUCCUCCCCCAGUUUUGUGAGCAUUAGUAAUGAGUGCUACCAGUACAGUCCAGAGUUCCCACUGGACAUCCUCAAGGCCAAAACUAUACAGAUGCUGACAGAAGCUGUGAAAGAAGGCAGUCUUCAUGCCCGGGACCCAGUUGGGGGGACCACUGAAUUCCUCUUCGUACCUCUCAUCAAACUUUUCUAUACCCUGCUGAUCAUGGGCAUCUUUCACAAUGAGGACUUGAAGCACAUCUUGCAGUUGAUUGAGCCCAGUGUAUUUAAAGAAGCUGCCACUCCGGAGGAGGAGAGUGACCCUCUGGAGAAAGAGCUUAGUGUGGAAGACCCGAAGCUGGAAGGAGCUGUUGAGGAAGAAGCCAAAGGGGGUCAAAGGCCCAAGGAAGGCCUGCUCCAAAUGAAACUGCCAGAGCCAGUUAAACUGCAGAUGUGCCUGCUGCUUCAAUACCUCUGUGACUGCCAGGUCCGGCACCGGAUAGAAGCCAUUGUAGCCUUUUCAGAUGACUUUGUCGCUAAGCUCCAAGACAAUCAACGCUUCCGAUAUAAUGAAGUCAUGCAAGCCUUAAACAUGUCAGCGGCACUCACAGCCAGGAAAACAAAGGAAUUUAGAUCACCACCUCAAGAACAGAUUAAUAUGCUUCUCAAUUUUAAGGAUAACAAAAGUGAAUGUCCAUGUCCUGAAGAAAUACGUGACCAACUAUUGGAUUUCCAUGAAGAUUUGAUGACACACUGUGGAAUUGAGCUGGAUGAAGAUGGGUCUCUGGAUGGAAAUAGUGAUUUAACAAUUAGAGGACGCCUACUGUCCCUGGUAGAAAAGGUGACAUACCUGAAGAAGAAACAAGCAGAAAAACAAGUUGAGAGUGACUCCAAGAAGUCCUCCACUCUGCAGCAGUUGAUUUCAGAGACUAUGGUUCGAUGGGCUCAAGAGUCUGUCAUUGAAGACCCUGAGUUGGUGAGAGCCAUGUUUGUGUUGCUCCAUCGGCAGUACGAUGGUAUUGGGGGUCUGGUCCGGGCUCUGCCAAAGACCUACACUAUAAACGGUGUCUCCGUGGAGGAUACCAUAAAUCUGCUGGCAUCUCUUGGUCAGAUUCGUUCUCUGCUGAGUGUGAGAAUGGGCAAAGAAGAAGAGAAGCUUAUGAUUCGCGGAUUAGGGGAUAUCAUGAAUAAUAAGGUGUUUUACCAGCACCCUAAUCUCAUGAGGGCACUGGGCAUGCAUGAGACUGUGAUGGAGGUGAUGGUGAACGUCCUGGGCGGUGGAGAGUCCAAGGAAAUCACUUUUCCCAAGAUGGUGGCCAACUGUUGCCGUUUUCUCUGUUACUUCUGUCGAAUAAGUAGGCAGAAUCAAAAAGCUAUGUUUGAUCAUCUCAGUUAUUUACUGGAAAACAGCAGUGUUGGUCUUGCCUCACCAGCUAUGAGAGGUUCAACACCCCUGGAUGUGGCAGCAGCCUCAGUGAUGGAUAAUAAUGAACUAGCCUUAGCUUUGCGUGAGCCAGAUCUGGAAAAGGUGGUUCGUUAUUUGGCUGGUUGUGGACUGCAAAGUUGCCAGAUGCUGGUGUCCAAGGGUUAUCCAGACAUUGGGUGGAAUCCAGUUGAAGGAGAAAGAUAUCUUGACUUUCUCAGAUUUGCAGUCUUCUGUAAUGGGGAGAGCGUGGAAGAAAAUGCAAAUGUUGUUGUGAGAUUGCUCAUUCGGAGGCCUGAGUGUUUUGGUCCUGCUUUGAGAGGGGAAGGUGGGAAUGGCCUUCUAGCAGCCAUGGAAGAAGCCAUCAAAAUAGCCGAGGAUCCUUCCCGAGAUGGUCCCUCCCCUAAUAGCGGAUCCAGUAAAACACUUGACACAGAAGAGGAGGAAGAUGACACUAUCCACCUGGGGAAUGCGAUCAUGACCUUUUAUGCAGCUUUGAUUGACCUCCUGGGACGCUGUGCUCCUGAGAUGCAUUUGAUUCAUGCUGGUAAGGGAGAAGCCAUCAGAAUCAGGUCUAUUUUGAGAUCUCUGAUUCCAUUGGGAGAUUUGGUGGGAGUAAUUAGCAUCGCUUUUCAGAUGCCAACCAUAGCCAAAGAUGGGAAUGUGGUGGAACCUGACAUGUCUGCAGGGUUUUGCCCAGAUCACAAGGCAGCCAUGGUUUUAUUCCUUGACAGGGUCUAUGGAAUUGAGGUUCAAGAGUUCCUCCUUCAUCUUCUUGAAGUUGGCUUUCUGCCAGAUCUCCGGGCUGCUGCUUCUUUAGAUACGGCUGCUUUGAGUGCUACAGACAUGGCCUUGGCCCUCAACCGGUACCUUUGUACAGCCGUGUUACCUUUGUUAACAAGAUGUGCUCCUCUGUUUGCUGGCACAGAGCACCAUGCUUCCCUCAUUGAUUCACUACUUCAUACUGUAUAUAGGCUUUCUAAGGGCUGCUCACUUACCAAAGCUCAACGGGAUUCCAUAGAAGUUUGUUUACUCUCUAUUUGUGGCCAAUUGAGACCUUCUAUGAUGCAGCACUUACUCAGAAGAUUAGUAUUUGAUGUUCCAUUAUUAAAUGAGCAUGCAAAGAUGCCUCUUAAGCUGCUGACAAAUCAUUAUGAAAGAUGCUGGAAAUACUAUUGCCUGCCUGGAGGGUGGGGGAACUUUGGUGCUGCCUCCGAAGAAGAACUUCAUUUAUCCAGAAAGUUGUUCUGGGGCAUUUUUGAUGCCCUGUCUCAAAAGAAAUAUGAACAAGAACUUUUCAAACUGGCACUGCCUUGCCUGAGUGCAGUUGCAGGAGCUUUGCCUCCAGACUACAUGGAGUCAAAUUAUGUCAGUAUGAUGGAAAAACAGUCAUCAAUGGAUUCUGAAGGGAACUUUAACCCACAACCUGUUGAUACCUCAAAUAUUACAAUUCCUGAGAAGUUGGAAUACUUCAUUAACAAAUAUGCAGAACAUUCGCAUGACAAAUGGUCAAUGGAUAAGUUGGCAAAUGGAUGGAUUUAUGGAGAAAUAUAUUCUGACUCUUCUAAGGUUCAACCAUUAAUGAAGCCAUAUAAAUUAUUAUCUGAAAAGGAAAAAGAAAUUUAUCGCUGGCCAAUCAAAGAAUCUUUAAAAACUAUGCUGGCUUGGGGUUGGAGAAUUGAAAGAACCCGGGAGGGAGACAGCAUGGCUCUUUAUAACCGGACUCGUCGUAUUUCUCAGACAAGCCAGGUUUCUGUAGAUACUGCCCAUGGUUAUAGCCCGCGGGCCAUUGACAUGAGCAAUGUUACGCUCUCCAGAGACCUGCACGCUAUGGCAGAAAUGAUGGCUGAAAAUUACCAUAAUAUAUGGGCAAAGAAAAAGAAAAUGGAGUUGGAGUCCAAAGGUGGUGGAAACCAUCCUCUGCUGGUCCCCUAUGAUACACUGACAGCCAAAGAGAAAGCCAAGGAUAGGGAAAAGGCACAGGACAUCCUCAAGUUCUUGCAGAUCAAUGGAUAUGCUGUAUCCAGGGGUUUUAAGGACCUGGAAUUGGACACACCUUCUAUUGAGAAGCGAUUUGCCUAUAGUUUCCUUCAACAACUCAUUCGCUAUGUGGAUGAAGCCCAUCAGUAUAUCCUGGAAUUUGAUGGUGGCAGCAGAGGCAAAGGAGAACAUUUCCCUUAUGAACAAGAAAUCAAGUUCUUUGCAAAAGUCGUUCUCCCUCUAAUUGAUCAGUAUUUCAAAAACCACCGUUUAUACUUCUUAUCGGCAGCAAGUAGACCUCUCUGCUCUGGAGGACACGCAUCAAACAAAGAGAAAGAAAUGGUGACUAGCCUAUUCUGCAAACUUGGAGUUCUUGUCAGGCAUAGGAUUUCACUAUUUGGAAAUGAUGCAACAUCAAUUGUCAACUGUCUUCAUAUUUUGGGUCAGACUUUGGAUGCAAGGACAGUGAUGAAGACUGGCCUGGAGAGUGUUAAAAGUGCACUCAGAGCUUUUCUGGACAAUGCUGCCGAGGAUCUGGAAAAGACCAUGGAAAAUCUUAAGCAGGGCCAGUUCACCCACACCCGGAACCAACCCAAAGGGGUGACUCAGAUUAUCAAUUACACCACAGUGGCCCUGUUGCCAAUGCUGUCGUCAUUAUUUGAACAUAUUGGCCAGCAUCAGUUUGGAGAAGACCUAAUAUUGGAAGAUGUCCAGGUGUCUUGUUAUAGAAUUCUGACGAGCUUAUAUGCUCUGGGAACCAGCAAGAGUAUUUAUGUGGAGAGGCAACGUUCUGCGUUAGGAGAAUGUCUAGCUGCCUUUGCUGGUGCCUUUCCUGUGGCAUUUUUGGAAACUCAUCUGGACAAACACAAUAUUUACUCUAUCUACAAUACUAAGUCUUCAAGAGAGAGAGCAGCUCUCAGUUUGCCAACUAAUGUGGAAGAUGUUUGUCCAAAUAUACCAUCUUUGGAGAAACUCAUGGAAGAAAUCGUGGAAUUAGCUGAGUCCGGCAUUCGCUACACUCAGAUGCCACAUGUCAUGGAAGUCAUACUGCCCAUGCUUUGUAGCUAUAUGUCUCGUUGGUGGGAGCAUGGGCCUGAGAACAAUCCGGAAAGAGCUGAAAUGUGCUGUACAGCUCUGAACUCAGAGCACAUGAACACACUUCUAGGGAACAUACUGAAAAUCAUAUACAAUAACUUGGGAAUUGACGAGGGAGCCUGGAUGAAGAGGUUAGCAGUAUUUUCCCAGCCUAUUAUAAAUAAAGUGAAACCUCAGCUCUUGAAAACUCAUUUCUUGCCAUUAAUGGAGAAACUCAAGAAAAAGGCAGCUAUGGUGGUGUCUGAGGAAGACCACCUGAAAGCCGAGGCCAGGGGGGAUAUGUCGGAGGCUGAACUUCUCAUCCUAGAUGAAUUCACUACGCUGGCCCGAGAUCUCUAUGCCUUCUACCCUCUCUUGAUUAGAUUUGUGGACUAUAACAGGGCAAAGUGGCUCAAGGAGCCUAACCCAGAAGCAGAGGAACUCUUCCGCAUGGUAGCUGAAGUAUUUAUUUACUGGUCAAAAUCCCACAAUUUCAAGAGAGAAGAGCAGAACUUCGUUGUACAGAAUGAAAUCAACAAUAUGUCUUUCCUUAUUACUGAUACCAAGUCAAAGAUGUCAAAGGCAGCUGUUUCUGAUCAAGAAAGAAAGAAAAUGAAGCGCAAAGGGGAUCGGUAUUCUAUGCAGACCUCUCUUAUUGUAGCAGCUCUGAAGCGGUUACUGCCCAUCGGGUUGAACAUCUGUGCCCCUGGGGAUCAGGAGCUCAUUGCUCUGGCCAAAAAUCGAUUUAGUUUGAAAGAUACUGAGGAUGAAGUACGAGAUAUAAUCCGCAGUAAUAUUCAUUUACAAGGCAAG